UAAGAAAGAGAGAGCAAGAGAGGGGGAGAUAGGGAGAGCGUGUGUGAUAGAUUGUCGCAAAAAUAUCUUUAAGUAUGCUUAUAUUACGUUAACAGUGAACAGUUGACACCGUGCAUUAACGCAAACAUGUAGUGAUAGGACAUAGGAUUCAUUUACACUGCGUAAUGACGAAGCUCGCACUAAAUGAGUGGAAAUACGUGAUUGGUAUUGCAAUAUUAGCCACACUGCUGAUGGCAUAUAUGUUCACAGAUACUUUAAAAUACAACUUCCAUAUUCGAUUACUUCCGGCAGUAGCGGUAAAAUGGAAACCAGAAUUGAAUUUAAAGCGUUUCUCUUAUGACGUGAGUGACCCACGCGAUGCAAGGUUUUAUAACAUUAUACUGGAGGAAGAAGCUCUCAAAAUAAAACCAUGCACGGAUGAAAAUCUGUCGGCAUCGGUAAAGCAUACGUCUCUGUCUUUUAUAGAAUAUAAAGACCAACCAUACAAUAUUGGUGAUGGAAUCACCAUUCUUGUUACAAUGAAGGAUGGAUAUGGUAAACGAAUAAUUUUUGGAGGAGAUCAUUUGAGAGCAACGAUUGAGAACAAAGAAUUGCAAGCAUCCGCCCCCUGUAUGGUCACCGACAAUAUGAAUGGUACUCAUUCUGUAAUAUGUGAGGCAUUUUGGUCAGGAAUGUCUUCAAUAAUCGUAGUUCUUGCUUAUCCAAGAGAAAUAAUUGCGACAAAUUACCGUAUAAGGACUCAGGUUUUAGCUACGAGAAACAUUUAUGGGUUAUUCAAAAGUCGAACUUACCAAGAGGACAUGCCUUGUCAUCCAAACCAUACCCACCUGAUUAAGAAUACAAAUUAUACAGAACUUUGUAACUUGACUUAUAUGAACUCCGGUAUGCCGUUUUAUUGUGGAAAACCAAAGAAUGGACAUUUGCUGUGCCAAGACUGGGAGAAAGUACGGACACAUACACCUUAUCCUGAACUUCAAUUAAGUGAUUGUGAGGACAGAUUAUUAAAAAGAGGCCAACGGACACUGGAACACAGAUUAAAUGUUUUGGUAAGAAACGAAGACAAGACAAGACUUACUAUUGAAAAACCAUCAAUACCUUGUUCACAAUACAACAUCACAAAACUUUGGCAAUCGAGAAAUGCAACAGGGUUUUUCUAUAAGGGGAAAUGGAACUUCAGAAAUUGUUUAGGUUUCCAGCAAACCAACGACGCCAACUGCUUAAAGGACAGUCGUUUAUACUUGAUUGGUGAUUCGACUUUAAGGGCAUGGUAUACAAGUAUUAUCAAACGUUUUAAAUGUCUCCCAACAACAGAAAAAUGGCAGAAUGAAAAAUGGCGCAAGAUGGCGGAGUGUUUAAAUAAGAAGCUUAGUUUUAGAGCAGGCUGGUACCCGCAUGCGCAACCAUUUUUUGUUGGCAAUGAUUGGGAUGUAGUUCGGUACACAUUAUAUUCAACGUCUCGGCGUAUAGACAAUAUACCACCAAAUGAACGUGCAAUAAUUGUUAUUCAACUAUUUAUGCAUUUUGUAGCAUUUCAUCAUAGUGUGUUUAAGCAAAGAAUGGAAAUAAUACGUCCUAGUAUAGAAAGACUUUUUUUAAAGAAUAAAAAAGCUAUUGUAAUGAUUAAAGGUCCACAUACAUUUACAAAUACACCAGCUGGAAAUGUAAGACUUAGUGAUUAUUUUGGUUUCGUGUAUAGCAAAAUCAUUUAUGAAGUAUUUGAUGGUUUACUUGACCGGAUUGUUUUACUAAAUAACAAAGACACUACCAUAGCGAGGCAUGAGAAAUGGAACCAUCCUCCAGACGAUAUUGUGAAUUAUAUGAUAGAUCAGAUGCUAGAUUAUGCUUGUACAAAUUAAGUUAUGGAAAUGUUUAAGUCAUAUCAAUGAAAGUAACGUGUUUUGUCAUAAAACGCUAUAUGUUUAUUAUAUCUAUCACAUAGAUCGCGACGCAGGAGUCAAAUAUAGCCAUUUAAUAAUCAAAGGGCUGCAAGCUCUGUAGUAUUUUCUGAUCUUUGCAAUCUAAAUAGUACUGUAUAUCUGUAUGUAGUUCCCUGUAAAGUUUAUUCUAUGCACUGUUAUUCAUCUUGCGCUACCAAAGUUUGAUACAUACGGAAAUUUGCACAACUAGAUUUGCUCCGAAAAUCAUUUAUGACAGCCACACUUUAUUCUUGCAUAUCGUGGCUAUUUCCUUAACAAAGGAACUUAAUAAAAACAAAUAGUUUCAUCGAAUGGGAUUUGAACCCCAGACCUUUGACACACUGAACGAGCGCGUUAUCCCUGUACAACGGAGAAGUUAUACGAAGAACGCCUAAAUAAAAUCAAGUAAUACUAAAUUUAGAAUUUCCAUUGCAUUUCGGGUUUGCAAUCCUUAUUAUUUUCGAAACCUGUUGUUUAACAUCUGUAUAAAUAAUUUAGCAAAGAUCUCCUCGCCAAAACAGUCCGACAUGUAUAUAUAUUCCACUACUCGACAGUCAAUACUACAGUUAAAAAGUGGACCAAUGACCAUUAACGUAGAUCAUGGAUCAAUAUUAUUUUGAGAUUUGAAAUAACUGAAACUCAGUAAUGAGAAAUAAACAGUAUUUUAAAAGCGUUAUGAUCGGAUAUGCAAUUACUAAGCGACUCACCAGUUUUCAUAUUUCAUAAAAAAUAUACUAUGCUCAUCUUUUGGUAAACUAUUUUUAUCUUAGAAAUGCAUUGAAAUCCAUGAAAUUCUUACUGAAUAUGUUAACUUUGAAUAAAAUAAUGAAUAAACUAUGUAUUAGAAGCUACAUUCCCUAUUACGGGUCAAGUAAAAUUGGUAUUUGCUUUAAAAAUGCCAGUUUUUUCAAUGACACUAUAUAUUCAUAUGGUGACUACAUGUAGAGUUCAAAACAUAUCAUAUCUACCUUGAAUGAAUUCCAAACAUGUUUAUUUUAUACAUACAAAGAGACUGUUUAGCAAUUAUUAAUAUUUUUAAAAAUAAAAUUUGAGCAUAGGAUAUCUUUAAGUAAGAAAAAAUAACGUGUCUCGUCAAAUAAGAAAAUGUCAAAACAGCAAAUUGAAUAUGUAAAACAUAUAAUAGGUAAAUUGUAAAUGCUAAUUUGACAGUAUGUAUUUGCUUUUUUUUUAUUAUACAUACAGGUAAUUUAAACAUGCCAUAGCUUUUAAGUAAAUCCAAAAUUGGUUUAUAUCAUUCAUGCUUUAGAAGGGUUGACAGAUAUUAAAUUGUACCUGACUGAUAUAGUUACUGUUCUCGCAAAACGAUCUCUAGUUACGACAAUUUUAAUCUGCAUCUAGUAAUUUUGAAUAAAGUGAAACGUGUAUGCAACACAAUAAUCGGUAUGCUUACUAUAAUUCCUAGAUAUAUAUUAUGGUAUUUAAAUACCAUUAUUUCCCACACAGUAUUAAAAUGGAGAACAGAAUGUAUGCGUAAAUGCUACAGCAUUACUACAAGUAACGAUGUUCUGUUAAAUUAAUCAUCUAAUAUCUCUCCAAUCUCAAAACCGGACGUGUUCUGGACCUCCCUCCUAGAUUUGGAUAUUAUAUAUUUUUGUUCAACCGGUGCCUUACAAUUGCACUUAUGAAACUGGCUCACCUAUCUUACUGACAUAAAACAAAGGGUUAAUAUUUGGCCUUAAAUGAAAAUGUAAACGUGUAGCCAAGUUAUCGAUCAUAUAUAAUCCUGUCAUUAAUUGUGAUUCAUUGUAUUUAGUGUUUGUAAGUAUAAUUGUUCAAUAGGAUUAUAGUAUUUUAAUGAAUCGCAACACAUUUCUUUUCGUAAAUCGACAAACUGUCAAUCAGUCCAGUUUAUUUAUUUACAUAAACAAAAUAAAACACUAAGCUGGUUGAAAUUUAUAAGUGCGUAUUAAAAAAAAUAAAUUGGUCGCGCGGCCGCGGCGCGCCGUCCAAAUUAAUUGUGUAAACACGUACUUAUAAACUUAAACCAAUACUUAAUGCUAUUUUCGUGAAGGAAAUGUUGGUAAAAGCAUUUUAGCUUCAAAGGAAACGUAAACAAUUUUUUCAAACACAUAAACUGUUGUCUUAAUUGUCGAACUCCCUAAUGUAACAUAUUUCCAGCAUAUGUGUCAGUUAUAUUUGGCAAUUGCAUGUAAAACGUAUAAUUGACUGGAAAUAAACAUUAUAUCAAUCAAAAUAUAUUAGUAACUGUUAGGAUAAACUGUGUGUAGCGCAUACUAAAAACUGUUAUUUUAUUUGUCGUUUAACACUAUGAUUGAUAGCCUCAGUCUUAUCAAUUCAUGUAACGAAUGAUACAUUUUCUAGAAUUUAAAAUGCAAAGGAGGUCUCUGACCACUAUCCUUGUAAUAUGAAAUUAAUGACAAAUAGACAGAAACGCGUUGGUUUGUUUCAUCCGAGGUUUUAUGCAAAUAGAAGAAAUAUAAUCAUUGUUGUUUUAAGACAAUAUAUAAAUAGAUUCAAUAUUCGAUUUCCUUAGGUGUUUGGCCUUUUGCAUUCCUCCAACAAUGUAUGCUGGUUGAAAAAGGAGGCAGCUUUGCAGACAAUGAUUUUCGUCUGCGAGGAGAAAAAAAAUCUAUGAUAAUAGAUGAAUCUGCAGUGCACACUAAAAGAGUUAAACAACAUCAUGUGCCAUAAUUUAAUACAAUCAACAAUAUUUCUUCGUAGAAUAAUAUGGCCUUACAUAUUUUAAUAUGCUUUGUAAGCUAAAUGCUUCCAACGCCAAUAAUGCCACUUUACCUCUGUCAGGAAAAAUGACUGCCUUGUGUUAUUUAAUCUAAAAACAAAAUUAGCCAUAAAUACUAGAAUCAAUUUCCAAGAUAUGGAGGCUAGGCAGCACCGCCUGACUUAAGAUUGAAAUAUUCUCAGUUAGUAAACUAACAUGUAAUUGUUUAGAUAACACUAUUUUUAAUGUAUUUAUAUCUGUUUCCAUCUCAAGUCAAUCUAUACAUUUAAACAACAAACCCUGAUUAUUAUUUGCACCCAAAAUAAAGAAUUUUGAUUAUUAUUUACACCAAAAACAAACACACAUUAUUUAUCAACCACUUAUACGAAAUAUCUUUCACGUAUACGUCUUUUAUACGAAACAAUACUAGACAACUGGCGAGCCCAAACUCUAAACAUCUAAGAUC
Molecule: messenger RNA, 5083 nt
Organism: Ruditapes philippinarum (Manila clam)
Lineage: Eukaryota; Metazoa; Mollusca; Bivalvia; Venerida; Veneridae
Product: NXPE family member 1-like
Exons: 7
Coding region: 165-1856 (563 amino acids)
Source: RefSeq, a predicted model, not a curated record